This is a messenger RNA of Trichechus manatus latirostris (Florida manatee), 3341 nucleotides long. RefSeq names its product thymine DNA glycosylase (gene TDG). Bases 168 to 1400 code for a protein of 410 amino acids. Lineage: Eukaryota; Metazoa; Chordata; Mammalia; Sirenia; Trichechidae. The transcript has 10 exons. Gene Ontology annotation, molecular function: pyrimidine-specific mismatch base pair DNA N-glycosylase activity; uracil DNA N-glycosylase activity. Gene Ontology annotation, cellular component: nucleus. The record is from RefSeq and is a predicted model, not a curated record. Gene Ontology annotation, biological process: base-excision repair, AP site formation.
GGAACUAAAACCUUGGGGGAGGAGCUUGAGCGCCAGCUACUGCCCCAGUUCUUCCAGCAAUUGGGGUCAAGUGUCUAGUUAUUGUCGUUCCGCUGUACGUACGCGAUCUUACUACAGAGACUCGUUUGCCUGGCAGCCAAAGCCGCACACGCGAGCGGCAGCAGGGAAUGGAAGAGGAAAACGCGGGCAGCUAUUCCCUUCCGCAAGCUCAAGCUUUUUAUACAUUCCCAUUUCAACAAAUGCUGGCUGAAGCUCCUAAUAUGGAAACCAUGAACGAACAGCAAGUGCCAGCAGAAGUUUCAGUUCCAGCUCCUGCUCAGGAGCUCGUACAAGAGGCUCCUAAAGGAAGAAAAAGAAAACCUAGAACAACAGAACCAAAAAAGCCAAUGGAACCCAAAAAACCUGCCACACCAAAAAAACCUGGCAAGUCCACAAAAUCAAAAGAAAAACAAGAAAAAAUUACAGAUACAUUUAAAGUGAAAAGAAAAGUAGACCGUUUUAAUGGUGUUUCAGAAGCUGAACUUUUAACCAAGACUCUCCCUGAUAUUUUGACCUUCAAUCUGGAUAUUGUGAUUAUUGGCAUAAACCCAGGACUAAUGGCUGCUUACAAAGGGCAUCAUUACCCUGGACCUGGAAACCAUUUUUGGAAGUGUCUGUUUAUGUCAGGGCUGAGUGAGGUCCAACUGAAUCAUAUGGAUGACCAUACUUUACCAGGGAAGUAUGGUAUUGGAUUUACCAAUAUGGUGGAAAGGACAACACCAGGCAGCAAGGAUCUUUCCAGUAAAGAAUUUCGUGAAGGAGGACGUAUUCUAGUGCAGAAAUUACAGAAAUAUCAGCCACGAAUAGCCGUGUUUAAUGGAAAAUGUAUUUAUGAAAUUUUUAGUAAAGAAGUUUUUGGAGUAAAGGUUAAGAACUUAGAAUUUGGACUUCAACCCCAUAAGAUCCCAGACACAGAAACUCUGUGCUAUGUUAUGCCGUCAUCCAGUGCAAGAUGUGCUCAGUUUCCUCGAGCCCAAGACAAAGUUCAUUAUUACAUUAAACUGAAGGACUUAAGAGAUCAGUUGAAAGGCAUUGAACGAAACACAGACGUCCAGGAGGUGCAGUAUACGUUUGACUUACAGCUUGCCCAAGAGGAUGCCAGGAAGAUGGCUGUUAAGGAAGAAAAAUAUGAUCCGGGUUAUGAAGCAGCUUAUGGUGGUGCUUAUGGUGCGAAUCCGUGCAAUGGUGAACUCUGCAGCUUCUCUUCAAAUGGGCUGACUGACAGUGCAGAAUUACAGGGAGAAUCAACUUUCAGUGACAUUCCAAAUGGGCAAUGGAUGACCCAUUUGUUUACAGACCAGAUUCCUUCCUUUAAUAAUCACUGUGGGAUGCAAGCACAGGAAGAAGGAAACCGUGCUUAAGAAUGGUGCUUCUCUACUCUGCUUAAAUGCUGCAGUUUUAAUGCAGUGGUCAAGAAGUGAACCUCAGUUUGCGAACUGAAGUAUUUUAUUAGUAUUCUACUCUAGUGGUAUAAUCAUAGUGCAGAACAGUUGUGUCAUAGAAUCAGCUGUAUGAACUAGGUAGCUUGGAAGGAAGAAGUAGGGGUUUUUUUGUAUAUGAGUUUUUAUAUGUGACUUCAUCAUCAUUCCAGUUUUUUAUAAACUAUAUUUCAUUUAUGAAGAAAUUGAUUUUCUUUUGCAAGUCACUUUUAAUCUGUAAUAUUUAAAUGCAACAAUUUGAAUAUUUAUAGUUGAUUUUUAACUUACUGUGCAUAGACCUAGAUACACCAUUAUCCCCUUUAUGCCUAAGAAAAGCAUGCUAAUAAUACGAAUUAUCACUGGUAAAGAGGCAUAUGUGUUGGCUUUCAUAUAGGAAGCUAACCCUCAGUGGAGUCUUGUUUGGUGGUUUUUAGAGGUGUUGGAUAGCUCCCUGAGUUAAAUUCACACUCGGACCUCUUUGCUUUACCAGUGGUGAGCAUUUGUGAGAGAUGCUUAGUAGUAGAAAUGUGGAGUAUGGACUUGCAGCAGCAGAGCUAAACCAGCCUUACCUGGCAGGGCAUUGAGCCUUGGCUUUGGCCUCCACCUGUCUGUUAAUCCUCUAGUAGACAAACUAUUCUGCUGGGAUGGUAAGUUCCAGAGAAUAUUGUAGACCUUUUAAAUUUUGUCCCUUGAUCUGUGUUUUACUUGAGAACCUGAAUUUGAUAGAGAAGAAACUGAACUUCUCUCUCAACAUCUGUCACUGAUUCUGAUAUUGCCCUCCUUGGUUUUGUGGCUGUGACAUGGGAAGUGGUAAGAAACGAACUUUCAGGCUGAAAAGAAGAUGCUGGAGGUGUUUGAUAAUCUCAUUUAAACUGGUGCUUUAUGUAUGUGAAAUGUACAUAAAAUACAUAAUACAGAAUUUUUAUUGCUAGAUAAAUCUAAUAAGCCAGUAAUUUAAAGAAUCCUCUCUUUCCAUCAUUGCUGUUUGUUACUGUGGAGUGGGUGAACCUCAUGGAAGGGUUAGUUUGAGUUAUGUACCUUUGUGAUUUUCUAGUGCAUUUUUCCUUGGUGCUACAAACAGUCCACAACUACUAGGUCUGGUGGAUAUUAAAACUCUGUAUUCAGAUGCCAUUUGCAUUCACUGCUGAUCAACCUGAAUAUUCUGAUUUCAGACAUACCCAGGGAGCAUGCUGUUUUUUUAGUAUGAAAUAUUUAUAAGGGUCGUCCCCCACCCCCCAGGAAAUUAUAAGGCCUCGUUCUUCUCUUUAUAAUAAGAGAAACAGAUUCUUGUGAAUCUAAAUAUGUUUUUAGCUGUGGCUGUGAUAGAACUUUUUUUUCCUUAAGUCUAGAUUAAGCUGUGUAAAAGUCAUUCAUGUUAUUUAAAUGAUGUACUGCUGUUUACAUGGACAUUUUGUGCAGGUGCUUUGAAGUGCCUUGCAUCAGGGAUUAGGAGCAAUUGAAUUAUUUUUUCAUGGGACUAUGUAAAGCAUGUAACUAGGUCUUGCUUUGGUAUAUAACUAUUAUAGCUUUACAGUAGAUUUUUUUUUAUUCGAGUGGAGAAAAUACCCUUUAAAUUAUGACAGGCACUCACUAGAGAAUGGGUUUGAAGGUUUUCCAAGCGUACAAUAAUGGUGGUGUUUUUCAUUAAAUGAUACAGAUGAGUAGUAAAUGUUGACUUUCCAUGUACAUGACCAUAUGAGACUUUUCCAUUAAAUAAUAUUGAAAAGGUUUUUAAAUUCAUUUGAAAGUCUGAUGGUUUUUACAAUAAAGGAUAUUAUAAGUAGUUAUCCUUAAGUUGCUGGCUUUUUCUUUUCCCUUUAAGCCUGAGAUCAGUUUACUUUCUGUUGUUAACAUGUAUAAUAAUAUAUGUAAUGAAAAUAUGAA